UUCAUUACAAACCUUCCGAUCGGCAAACUGGUGACGUUUCAGAACUAAAAUUCGUCUGAGAUCACAACACCACUUUGAGAGUGUGCGAUAUUCAUUUUUGACAUUGUGGAAAAACUUUCAUACAUCUAGGACUCUAAAUUUUUCAUAGAAUUACAGUGUUUUAUAUACUAAAUUAGCGGAACAGCCAGACGUAUUUUCAAGAUCCCCAGUUGACCUCGCUGUUACAACUACUGGGAUAGACCACAACGUCUGACGUGUAGUCCAAACAGCUCACAUAUUUCAGGAUUUAAAGUGAAAUUUUGGCAAAAAUGAAGAAAUUAUCCAUACUGUUAUUUACUGUAAUUGCUAAUGUACUAAUAUCAUCAAUUACAUGUGAAGAAGCUGCUGCCAGUUGUUUUGAAACCCAAUUCAAAUGCGUAACAACAGGAAGAUGCAUUGCGAUGAACUGGAGAUGUGAUGGGGAUAGCGAUUGCGGAUACGGUGAUACAUCAGACGAGCAAAAUUGUGAUUCUAAAACCUGCCCUCCGGAUGAAUUUCAGUGUACUUCAGGACAAUGCAUACUUCAGAAAUGGAAAUGUGAUGGAGAAAAAGAUUGUUAUGAUGGCACCGAUGAAUCAACUGCUGUAUGCAAUGGUACCCAGUGUAAGCCAGAGGAAUUCAGAUGUAACAAUGGACAGUGUAUCUCCAGUAGUUGGCGGUGCGAUGGAACCAAAGAUUGUUCAGAGGGGGAAGACGAAACUUGUGAUGCUCCAACAUGUGCUGAGGAUGAGAUGCGAUGUGCCAAUGGUAAAUGUCUGACAAAGAAAUGGCUAUGUGAUGGCGAAGAUGAUUGUGGUGAUAGCAGUGACGAGAAGAAUUGCACCUCAGUUUGUACUAAUGACCAGUUCCAAUGUUCUGAUGGUAAAUGUAUAGAUCAAGACUGGAAAUGUGAUGGCGACCAUGAUUGUGAUGACCAUAGUGAUGAAACAAGUAGUUGUCAGAAGGAUCCACACAAGAACACAUGUAUUGAGACAGAGUGGGCUUGUUUGUAUGAGGAACAAUGUAUUCUUAACAACUGGAAAUGUGAUGGUGAUGAAGACUGCUUUGAUGGUUCAGAUGAAAAGAAUUGUACCUACACAUGUUCUGCUGACCAGUUUAAGUGUGAUAGUGGACACUGUGUUGACCAUGUUAUGAGAUGUGAUGGCCUCCCAGAUUGUACUGAUGGUUCAGAUGAAGUUAAUUGUAACUGUACUGGUGAUUCACAGGGACAUUGCACUGGUGUUGUUAAACAUUGCCCAGAUAACCAGUUUGAUUGCUACAAUAAUGGAAAGUUGUGUAUUGACUACUCUAAAGUCUGUGACCAUUUGAAUGAUUGUUUAGGCUGGGAAGAUGAAUCAUCAACUAUCUGUGAUGCUGUGUUUAAUGGGACUGAACCUGGAACUGAUCCUUGUAAAACAAACAAUGGUGGUUGUGACCAUAUAUGUGAACCUCUAGUUGGUGCAAAAGCUAAAUGUUCAUGCAACAGUGGAUACAGACUAAAUGGGACAAGUAUAUGUGUCAAUAUUAAUGAAUGUACAGAAAGCAGCAUUCCAGUUUGUUCACAAAAAUGUAUUGAUGAAAAGGGUCAUUACAAGUGUGAGUGUGAAGAAGGUUACAGGAAGGAUUUUAUUCUUGGUAAACCAGGCAAAACAACUUGUAAAAUUGAUGGUCCAAGACCUUGGUUACUGUUUGCCAACAAACAUGAUGUAAGAAGGUUGGAAGUAGGAACAUGGUUGUUGGAACCAGUUGUAGAAGGACUUUCAAGUGCUGUUUCUGUUGGUUUCUAUAAAGAGAAAUAUGUUUAUUGGUCUGAUGUCAAUCUACAACAAAUAUCAAGGACUGAAAUGGGGAAUGGCACCGUGAUGAACAACAAAAAAGUAGUGAUUAAGGCCAACAUAGAUACACCUGAUGGUAUUGCUAUUGACUGGAUUCAUGAUCUUCUGUACUGGACUGACACUGGAUUAAACAGCAUACAGGUAUCCAGUCUGGAUGGAGAUAAAACUGUCACAGUUGUCACCAAUGAUUUAGAUGAACCAAGAGGAAUAGUUUUGGAUCCAAGAAAUGGAUACAUGUAUGUUACUGAUUGGGGUAAAAGUCCAAAGAUUGAGAGAAUUGGCAUGGACGGAUCUGACAGAAAAAUCAUUUCCAAGGAUGUUGUCUGGCCUAACAGUAUUACCAUUGAUUAUGUUGACAGUAGAUUAUUUUGGAUCGAUGCUAAACUACAUACAAUCAAGUCAUCUCAAUUAGAUGGAUCAAACAUCCGUACAGUUGUACACAAUGCUAAACACAUUGCCCAUCCAUUUGCUGUUGCUGUAUUUGAAGAUGAUGUCUAUUGGACUGAUUGGUCAUCUGAUUCAAUCCGUAAGGCCAACAAACACACUGGAGAAGACUUCCAACAAGUAGCCCUAGGUCUUCGUUCACCAAUGGACUUGAAAAUUUAUCAUUCAUCUAUUCAAAAAUCUGGUGUAAAUGCAUGUGCUAACAACAAUGGAGGAUGUGAAUACUUGUGUUUACCUAAACCUGAUGCACAUUCUAACGAUCCUAAUGUACAAAAGUAUACAUGUGCCUGUCCAGACAGCAAAAAACUUUCCUUCAAUGGAAUGACCUGUGUUGAUAAAGAAGCAACAGAUAUUCCUGUACUAACUUCAAGUGUAAAACCAGUUAAAUCUACAACUCCAUCACCUAAUAGUACUAAUAAGAAUACUAGUUCAACUGCUGGUAUUACUGUUCCAACAACCAAAAAACCAUCCACUACACCCGCACCUAAACCAGAAACAACACAAGGCCAUCAUGAACCACAGAAGCCAAUCACACACCACCCUAUUAUUGCUGUUUCUACUGGUGGACCAAAAUACACAACUUUUACAGAGAAACAUAACAAAACUUUGGAACAACCUAAAUCAUUGCAAGAGGAACAGACAGGAAUUGUAGCAUUUGUUGCCAUUGGUGUUGUUGGUUUCAUUGUCAUCAUGUUACUGAUUGUUGGAUGUUUUGUAUACAGAAGAGUGAAGAAACGUAACAUCAAGAGUAUGAACUUUGAUAACCCAGUAUACCGUAAAACAACAACAACAGAUGACCAUCAUUCUGUGAUGAUUGGUCACCAGGGCCGGGAUGGACAUCAUAAUAAAGGAGAUCAAUCUGAAAUAAAGCCAUUGACAGAAGAUGUGUGAUGUAAAGAACUCUUAUAGAACUUUUAAUUUAAUCAUGGCUGUGAAAUAAACAGAACAAUUAUUGUCGAAAUAAUUGAGAAAAGGAAUUCCAGUGUAAGAACAUUCAUCAAAUAAAAGCUCAUGAUGCACCUACAUCGAUCAAAUUCAGUCCCAUUGGAAAGUUGAUUGUAAAAUCUUACGGAACAUAGAUCUGAAACCCAAAGGCAGUUCGAAGAAGAAAUCUCGAGGCAGGACCAAGUUUUAAUCCUAGAAACAUUGGACAAUUUAAAGCAUAAUAUCUUCAUGAUGGCCCUUGGGUAACAAUGGGUAGUCAUAUCAUUCUUAGUCUUUGUACACUGGCAGCUUUGUUUACGUUGUGAUUUACAUAAAACCUGGAUUUUUAUCAGUAACUGCAUUUAUUCUAGAAUUUUCUUAAUCUUGAUCAAAUAUACAGAUCUCCACUUUGUUUAUUUCUUGAUUCUUUAAAGAUAGGCAUCACAACAGCUGAAAUGUACAUAAAGAUAUCCUGGAUAGUUGUCUCAGGUCAAGUUCCAGUGAAUUUGUAUAAAGAACAAACUGAGAGAACUCGGGUUAAUUUGUGCUUAAUAUUCCCAACGUCACAUUCUGGUAAAACAAGUCAAAUGUAAUUGUGUGAAAGGUCCAGACGAAUGAAAGGUUUAUAACUGUGUAAAUGGUACUUUGUUAAUGGAUAAAAUCCAUAGUGAAAAAGACUUGACAAAGUAAAUAUUGUGUGCAUGGAAAAUGGUGCUAAAGCCCUUGAAUGUAAUUAAUGGAGGUACUUGAAAGAAUGUGUAUAUGUGUGUGUCAUAGACUUGUGUGCAAUAAUUGUCUUAGACCAAUGAUGUGAUCAUUAUUAGCUAAAAACUUGUUAGUAACUGUUACACAGCAAAUCAGCAUUUUGAAUGAUAAAGUUGCAUAUAUGAAUAAGACCCUUGUCUAAUUACAAAAAACAAUAUAUCAAAAAAUAAAUGUCUUUGCUUGCAUAGUGUUUUUAGGUUACUAUCUUACUGAUGUAUAUCAAAAACAACACAUUUUUUUUUUGUUAAUGAUAAUUUUUUUACUAGUACAUGUUAUAUAAAUAAUGAAAUGGAAAGAUUAUGAAGGAAACAAAUCUCGAGGCAUGAUUUAUGAAAGAAAAAAUUAUGUCAUUGUCCUAUGAAAGUGAACUAAAUUUUCCCUGAAGCAUUAUCUUUAUUUGGAAUACAUGACCUACAUUUGCUGUUGUAAUAUUGUGACUAGACAUGUUUUGACCUAUGUGUAGAUGAUGUUAAUUGUGAAUAUAUAGAUGAACAUAUGAGAAGUAUUAGAUUUGUACAUAGUUGUUUAUUUAUUAACUUUUGUUUUUGUUAAAUCUUUGUAAAUAUGAACAUACAAUCAUGAUGUAGUCAAUUUAGUAUAUUUAUAUGAAUAGGACUUGAUCCUGAGUCUAUUUAGUGUGAGAUAAAUAUUGGUGCUUACCUAGAAGGUAUAUAUCAAAGAAUACUAGAUCUGAUUCCCAAAUAUGUUUAAUAACUGCUCAAUAACAAGUGAAAAGUUGUGAGGCAUUAUUAUUUAUUCCAAUCAUAAACAUUAUUUUGUUUCCUCUUGUACAGUUGAUUUGAUAAAAAUAUCUCAUGAAUUUUUUUUUUUAAUUUGAUACAUGAGUAAAAUCUGACAAUUCAAUAUCAUAGUUUUGCAUAAUAUUUGCUUAAGAAUCUUGCCUGUAAAAUUACAGAUUCUUUUAUUUAUUGUAUCUAUACAUUGUAAAUAAAACCAGGGAUAGUGCUUUGUUAAAAGCUUGCAAAGGAAUUGCUUAUUAUUUAUAAGUAAUGUUUCAGUUUCUUACUGUGCCAAAUAUGAUUUACAGCAAGUCAUUUUUUUUAUCUUUAUAAAGAUGUUAAAAGGAAAUAUAUAAACAUCAUAUUCAAAUUAAUUUUAAAGUAAAUUACCAUCUUUUAUUUAAAUAAAACUUUAAAAAAAGUUGCAGAAGUUUAAGCAUUUAGUUUUCCUUGUUUCAUAGUGUGCUCAUACAUUCCUUAAAUGGUUUUAAGUUUGAAGUGCUAAGAAUGCUUGAAAAGCAUGUGCCAAAUUAUAUUGCUUAGAUAUAGUGUCUAGUAUAUGAUUAGAUUGCUGAAUAUUUUUGAUGAGUGGUUGAAGUUUUUUUACAUUCCAUAAAAUGUUCAAACAAAAUCACUUCUUUCAGAUUAAAAAAGCAACUGCAUUGAUUCAAAGAACACAUUGCAUUUUGUAUUAUUAUUUGUUUAUCAGGCUCAAAGAAUUAUAUUUAGGAAGUUCAUUUUAAUAUAAAUUCCUCAUUUCACAUUAUAAGAAGUUUAAAUUUUAAAUUCUGAAAAAAAUACCCAAUGUAAAUGUAAUUAAUUUGAAAAAAAUAGUUCUAAAAAACAAGUCUUUAUAAGGGCUGUCACAAUUCUGGUUUUGGUAUUUUUAUAGUUUGUAAAGAGAUGCUAGCUUUUUUGUAUCCCUUUUCAAUCUGAAUUAGUAUAAACAUACGAUCUGAUAAUGCUAGAAACAAAUCAAGGAUAAUCUCAUAUUUCAUAAAACUUGUAUGCGUAAUAAAAUGUUAAAAGGAUGUAAUAAAAUGUUAAAGGACAAGAUAGGUGACCUUGUAAUGUAAACAGUUUUAAUGUAAUAUUGUUCCCCAAGUCAGGUGACCUUCAUAUGUAAGCAGUUGUAUCAUAACAUUGUUCCCCAAGUCAGGUUUAUUAAAUUAAAGCUCAUGUAUUUAUUUAUAUAAGAAAUAUUGCAUAUCAUUUUGAAUUAUUUUGAGUUUCCAUUCGUUAUUUUAUUUUCCCAUUUUUUUGCAUUAUUUAGUGCUUGUUUUCUCAAGGAUGUAUGGUACAAUUUAGUAUGAGUGCUUUAUAUUGUAUUGUUAUGUAAAUAGGGUGUAAAUGUUGUUAAUGUGUUGCUUGUAAGAAGUUUGUACAAGUAAAAAUUUAAAUAAUAAAAGAUGAAAAAUCCUUAA
Mytilus trossulus (common blue mussel) is the source of this 6150-nucleotide messenger RNA. RefSeq names its product very low-density lipoprotein receptor-like. The coding region runs from base 309 to 3188 and encodes 959 amino acids. The transcript is spliced from 21 exons. Gene Ontology annotation, molecular function: hormone binding; calcium ion binding; protein binding. Lineage: Eukaryota; Metazoa; Mollusca; Bivalvia; Mytilida; Mytilidae. Gene Ontology annotation, cellular component: signaling receptor complex; apical plasma membrane; plasma membrane. The record is from RefSeq and is a predicted model, not a curated record. Gene Ontology annotation, biological process: receptor-mediated endocytosis.